AUGUCGUUGAAGUUUGGCUCCGCCACUGUGAUUGCCAUCAAGGAUAGAGAAGCCAUCCGUGAUCUCUGGGAAAAGAAGUCCCAUAUUUAUUCUGAUCGUCCACCGAGCUAUGUGGCUCGCCUGCUCACCCAAAACCAUCAUGCGGCUUUCCAGUCCAUGAACGACGAAUGGAGAGACCGGCGGAAGUUAAUGUCUCAUUAUUUUUCUCCUCAGAAAUGUGACAAGAUCCACGCCGAAUACCAGAAUGCCGAGGCUCUCGCGUUACUUUGCACUCUGCUAGACGAGCCUCAGAAUUAUUACAAACUCUUGAAGAGGUAUUCUGCAGCUGUGACCGGUGCCCUCACCUACGGCAAGCGUCCCAAAGCUUUCGAGGAACCGUUGUGUCAAGAUGUGGGCGCCGCAAUGGGCUACCUGGCGGAAAACAUGGAGCUCGGGGCCACACCUCCGGUGGACGAGUGGCCUUUCAGCCUGUUGCAAUUGGUGCCUCCAUCGUUUGCAUUCUGGAAACGUCGUGCGAUAGAGCAUGGACGUAGGAUGGACGCACUCUUCGCCAAGUUAUGGAACGAGUACCUGGGUCGACGAGAGCUUGCUCCUGCGUCCAAUUGCCUCUUUGACGAGUUCUGCAGCCAAAAUCCCGGUGCGAAGACCGGAGGAUCACUGGGAACGUGGCGGUGGGGUUUACACUCGUUGCAGUUUUUAGGAGGGGAAAUCCUCGAGGGUGGUGCCGACACAACUUCGUCUACGCUGAUUUCAUUCGUCAUGGCCAUGGCCUGUUGGCCGGAAUAUCAGAGAAAGGCGCAAAAGGAGAUGGACAGUGUUGUGGGAGAAGACCGGACUCCUCAGUGGUCAGACUACGACAACCUUCCGUACAUUGCCCAGAUUCAGAAGGAGACUCUGAGGUGGCGAUGCGUUACUGUGACAGGAGUCCCUCACGUUGCGCGCGAAGACGAUUACUACAAAGGAUAUUUGAUCCCAAAGGGUGCACGAACGAUGCAAAGUACCUGGGCGCUGCACAUGGAUGAAGAGUACUAUGAAGAACCUGAGAAGUUCAAUCCCGAUCGAUACGACCAAAGGACAAGGCUGGCAGAUCAUUACCAAGGAAAUCCAGACUGGAAAGAUCGCGACCAUUAUGCUUACGGAGCCGGUCGACGAAUCUGUCCUGGCAUGCACAUCGCCGAACGGAAUUUGUGGCGAUCCAUUUCGAAAAUCAUCUGGGCAUUCGAUAUCUCUCCCGCGAUCGACCCACGGACGGGCAAGCCAGAGCACAUCAACACGGCUGCAUUCACUGUCAAUGGCCAGCAUUCGGCUUUCAUAGGAGGCGCCAACCGGGUCGCAAAGCCGUUCAACGUCGUUAUUGCGCCGCGUUCCCAGGCUCGCGUGGAGACCAUCAAGAGGGAAUAUGCUGAAGCCGAGCCUCUUCUGAGUCAAUUUGACUGA
Fonsecaea pedrosoi CBS 271.37 is the source of this 1437-nucleotide messenger RNA. RefSeq lists its product as uncharacterized. The record is from RefSeq and is a predicted model, not a curated record. Gene Ontology annotation, molecular function: monooxygenase activity; oxidoreductase activity, acting on paired donors, with incorporation or reduction of molecular oxygen; heme binding. Bases 1 to 1437 code for a protein of 478 amino acids. Lineage: Eukaryota; Fungi; Ascomycota; Eurotiomycetes; Chaetothyriales; Herpotrichiellaceae. The transcript is spliced from 5 exons.